Exophiala dermatitidis NIH/UT8656 is the source of this 6330-nucleotide messenger RNA. RefSeq lists its product as uncharacterized. The record is from RefSeq and is a predicted model, not a curated record. Lineage: Eukaryota; Fungi; Ascomycota; Eurotiomycetes; Chaetothyriales; Herpotrichiellaceae. The transcript has a single exon. Bases 390 to 5675 code for a protein of 1761 amino acids.
GCCACUGUGGCGCCGAGUGUUUGGUAUAUCGACGUCAGCCUCGUCCGGGGAACGUUUCGCCUUCUACGACUCCGAUUCCCUACAUUCGUCCAACUUGUCUGUUUUGUUUUUCUCUCUGACUUUCCUACACGAUUAGACUUUUUCCUGUGCUAAGGACGGUUUGCAUCCGUCGAAGCCCUUAUGUCGGCCGCCUGAAUGCGAAAAGCCAUGUUCUUUCCAUGAUAUUCCUUGCCACCAAGACUCGAGUUCAACCAGCUCAUUCCUUUUGACCGAACACGUUGCAGGGGCGACGAGGUUUCGUGUCUCUUCCGGAUACACUAUUCCUUUCUUACCUUUGUCCCUACUGUUCCUUUCCUCUGCGUCAGCUCAGUAUCAGGAUUUAGGACGACAUGGAUUUUGAUGCCCUUCGGGCGCGGACCCUGCGGUCUGGCGCCGAUGAGGAGGCUGUUACAGUGAAUACAAGAGCAUUGAUAGACAAAGUGUUGGCCAGAUAUUCGGGCGAAUGGACAGUAUUGAGAGAACUGCUACAGAAUGCGGCAGAUGCGUCGGCAACAAAAGUCAUCAUCAAAUUCGAGACAAUACCCUCCGCCACCGUGCCUUUACCUUCAGAAUCUUCGCCAUCCAACCUCUUAAAACAUACCGUGCAACACCACACACUCAAACGGCUUGUUGUGACAAACAACGGGACGCCGUUCAGUGAAAAUGACUGGAAUAGGCUCAAGAGAAUUGCAGAGGGAAACCCGGACGAGACGAAAAUCGGUGCUUUCGGCGUUGGCUUCUACUCAACCUUUGCGGAUUGUGAGAAUCCUUUUGUUUCCUCUGGAAAGGAAGCGAUGGCAUUCUUUUGGAAGAAUAAUUAUCUGUUCACAAGACGACUACAGCUUCCUGAAUCAGAGACAACACCUGAUACGAACUUUGUCCUCGACUACCGUGACACCACAUCUCCUGUUCCCCCGUUACUCCCUCUUGCACAAUUCUUGGCAAACAGUCUUACGUUCGUUGGUCUAGAAAACAUCGAACUUUGGCUAGAUGAAUGGAAUGUCCUUUCUUUGAAGAAGAAGACCUCGCCCAGUCUGGAACUGGCCAUUCCAAGAAACAUCGAACCCAAGACUAGUGAAGGAUUCAUGAAGGUGACCAAAGUCUCCAAAGAGAUCGCCCAGAUUGACGGUCAGUGGAUGGCCGUCAUAGGAUGGAAGGCUAAGAAAGACACGAAUCGAGCGGUGGAUCGUGAAGCCGGUACAUCUUUGAGGAAGUUUUUCUCACGGUUAGCGGGAACCGUGCAAGAAGAGAGUCAGCCCGAUACCAAGCCGGAGCGGUCCCAGGAUUCAGACCUUCUGACGUCCAAGGUUUCAGCCACUGUGUUUCUCAACGUCAACACUGCUACCAUCAAGACCUUUACAGGUCAAAAGUUCAACGAGGAAUUGGAACGUGCUACCAAGAAGCCUCCACCGAAGUUCACCAAGCUCGCCAUCCUGACUGCCCCCUAUAUUGAAGAUGGAAGCCUUAAGAAGGCAUCUGCAGCUGGUGAUGUCUUCGGUACCGUGCUGCCCAGCAGAGGCGGGAAGAUCUUCAUCGGGUUUCCUACGCACCAGACAACAGGUUUGAGCGCACAUAUUUCGGCUCCUUCAGUAAUCCCUACGGUCGAGCGAGAGUCGAUUGAUCUGAAUGCUCGAUACGUCAGGACCUGGAAUGUGGAGAUGCUGCGUGCUGCAGGAAUUGUUUGCAGAAUAGCCUGGUCGUCUGAAAUGCAGGAGCUCAAGGAGAAGAUGCAACGGGAAGCCAAUGGCCGCUCGAAGAUCCGCAUCGAGGAAGUCUCUCCAUUCCUUGACGAAGCCAUCACCGUCUUCAAGAACUUCACGUUCCGAGAGUCAACCCCGUCCCAAUCUAUAGGACAACUUCUGGAGGAUGCCUUUUGGACUUGCAGUAAAGAGGCGUCCAUAGAGGUGGUCUCCACCUGUGGCGUUUUACCCACCCACCAAGUGCGUGUUGCUCCGAAGGACUUGAGCUUUAUGGAGGGCAUUCCGAUCAUUCCGGAAAGGUUGGCGGCAGAAGCAAAAGAUCUGGUCAACAAACUCGUCGAGUUCGGGCUCAUUACCGAAGUGACUGUUUCGGAUAUCAAGAAGGCUCUGGAAUCCAAUCCUCUCACUCCACAUCAGGUGUCAGAGUUUCUUGGAUGGCUGACCAAGCAGUCUACCCGUGGUUCCCUCGACAGAGCGACAGUGGCCAGUUUACUAGGGGUUGCAGUUGCUAGUGAUGAGCAGCCGGAGGGCAGAACUAGUCCUCUCCUUCCACUGGGAGAGAUUCGUCAUUUUUUGAACCCUAGUAGGACUCCCGUUGACCUACCUGUGCCGCCUACAGUUAUGCCUUUCAAGUUUACAAAGAGCAUGAGCAAACAUGAGCUGGAAAGUUUGGGCUGGGAGGAGCUACAGCUCGUGACUUGGGUCCGAUGGCUCAUCAGCCAAUCUGGUAACCGUCAAAUUUUGGCGGAAGACCAGGACAUGACGAGAUCGCCCGAGUUUAGCGCACAAGUUCUGCCCAUUCUGUCGAAACAGUGGGACUCUCUUAGCCAGCCGUCCAAGACAGCUCUUGUGGAAUUGCUCUCCAGGCACACAGUCGUUCCGACAAAAUUUGGUAUGAAGAAACCUGGCGACUCGUACUUCCCCAAUGUCAAACUCUUCGACGAUCUGGCCACGAUCAAAGGUCUUGGGAACGUCAAGGAUAAAUUUUUAGUGGCGCUGGGCGUACGCAAGACCGUGGAAUUAGGUGUCGUUUUCGAGCGACUAUUGUCACUAGAUUCCAAGGUUCCCAAAACAGAAUCAGGAGCCAAACCUCAAUGGAGUCAUGUCGACUUGAUCCACUAUCUUGCUUCUGUGCGGGAAGACAUCCCAGGAUCUGAUAUUGCAAAACUCAGGAGCACGCCGAUCUGUCCAAGACAUGUCAAGGACAAGGAGGACCCCGACUCUUCGAAACGGUACAAGGUGUCUGAAUUGUUUGAGCCGCGUCCGGACUUACGCGAACUGGGUCUUCCAGUACUGGCUUGGCCUGGUGUUUAUCGCAGCAGCAGCCCAGAGGGGAAAUUCCUGAGUUCUCUCGGUUUGCGAACGACACCCGGUGUGGAAGAGCUUGUUGCUAUCAUGGCCCGGGCGGGCAAGAAGGGCUCUACACAGGAUCUCGACCUGCGAGACCGGACUCUCGCUUACUUCUUGUCACAUCACCAUGCUUAUGGAUACAGCGCAUUUGACUAUUCACGCAUCACGAAUCCUUUCUUGCCACUUGAGAACAAACCUGACGAGCUUGCUACCCCUUCUCAAUGCUUUGCCGAUGAAGGCGCUGCCCUUCUUGGAUUUGACAUCCUGAAGCGUGACUGGGUACCUCAUGCAACCAAAUUUGGUGUAAGACUCAAUCCGCCAAUGGAUGUCUGCAUCAACGCUCUCGCGAAACGACCCCCAACUAGCUACCAAGAGGCUCGUGCCAUCUUCGCCUAUUUCGCGGGUCGUUUGAACGAAAUUAAUAUCAGCAACAUCCCUAGGUUGAAUAACCUGGAUUUCGUUCCCAUCUUCCCAAAGAACAAAGAAAAGUCUGCUCCGAAGGCUUACACGUCGCCACGGAACUGCUUUCUAGGUGAGAGCGAUGUCUUUGGCGAGAUUUUCCACUACGUGGAUUUCGGGUUUGAAGGCAACGCUUUUCUGAUUAAAUGUGGCUCGAAACAAGAACCAUCCAAGAUGGAGAUUGCGCAGAUCCUAGUCAGGGAGCCCGCGCGCAUUUCUGCCACUUUCCGCAACGCGGAGAAAUAUAUGGCCCUGCUCCGUAGCAUGGCUGAUGAUAUUAAGACACUCAAAAAGAAUAAGGAGCUUUUUGCAGAAAUGAAGAAAGCACCGUUCCUACUUGCCAGUAAAGAACUUCCCGCGCCUCCAUCCUCAGCCAACAAGUCUUCUGGCGCCGGAGACGAGGCUGACAGCGUCGACGAGGAAGAAGCUCAAGGCAUACGUGAAUUCCAGCUGUGCAGUGCCCAGGAUGCGAUCAUCAUUGACGAUUACUUGAACUAUAAUCUGUUCAAAACGAAUAUCCUUGCUGCGCCCCAGGAAGAAAGCCUAGAGGAUUUCUAUUUUGCGCUCGGCUCGCCGUUACUUAGUUCGUUGGUUGAGGAAGCAGCGCGGCACGGUCCUAGGUUGGCCGACCAAAAGCCAGCUCAGAAGUUGCAGAAGCAAAUCCUGGAGAGAUCGACCUUGUUUCUGCAUGAACAACCUCCUGACACCAUAAAACAUGACGCGAAGUGGCUAGAAAAGAACCUGACCGUGCAACUAGUUUCGUCUAUCUCUCUGCGGAGGUCACUACGAGGUCGGAACAUCAGCCACACCGAAAAGCGCAGUGCCGUCGUUACGCAGGUCAACCGCGAAUACACGCUGUGGAUCGCUGGGGAGAAACCGGAUUUGUACCAGGUCAGCCAGGCUCUCGUGCAUAUCCUGCUCACCCGUCCGAAACUGCAUUCUGCAAUCACACUCGAAAUGCUACUGAAGACGGACUUGCUUGACCUCCGUGCUCGUGGCUUCAACGUUUCCCGUAUUCUCCGCCAAAAAGCCGCUGAGGCGCGACUCGCAGAAAGUAAGCGACAACAAGAGCUGGAGGAGCAGCAGAACCGGAUUCAGGAAGAGGAAAAGAAGUGGCAGGCUUCACAGCAGCAAGCUGCAAAGGAGAAAGCACAGCAUGCUCAACUGCCAGGCGGAUUUCCCGACUCCCCAGACCAUACCGGCUCCCAGCCAGUUCCGGAGCAGGACACAUUAUCCAUCGACGGCGGGGAUCGCAGAGGGCAGGGUCGAAAUCUGUUUUCUAACCUCUCCCGCCAGCUUGGUUUAGGCAGCAAUCGUCAUCUUCAAUCCAUGCUCGGUCAGAAUGUUGCCAAUGGGCCUGAACAAGGCUCCCAGAGAGCACUGACCCAGGGCGAGCAAGAUCCCCCUCCACCCUACCAGUACGACCAGCAAGGCGGAGGCCAACAAGGACCGAAUGAUCCCAUCACGGCCCCUCAUCGAUUACGCGAGAAUCUGCUUAAUGCCAUCAAGAAAUCUCGCCCUCAUAACUCGUCAGACUUGUACUCUCGUGGAGAGACCAAUGUGCUGUCGGAGACCAAAUCAUAUUGCGACGAGCAUCCUGCGCAUGACCUGACGUUUGUGGCGGACAUCCAACACGGGAUCCAGAUGUACCUGUCUCCCUCGUCGGUCAGUAACUCAUCCGGAUUUUUGCAACAGCAUUCGGCUGGUUUGACGGGCUUUGCCACCCUCCUCAAAUCUGUGGGUGAAAUCUUCAGCCUGGAUCCAAGAACGUUGAAUAUCUUUUUCGAAACCUCGGGGAAGACCAUUGCCUUCAACCGCAACGGCAGCAUCUUCUGCAACUAUCGAUACUACGAGGAACUCCACGAGCGCAGCCUUGCAACAGCAGGCAGCGCCGCGAAUGCGGCAGACGCUUAUGCCGACGCGUUCGUCUACUGGUGGGUCAUCCUCUGUCAUGAGCUGGCGCACAAUCUGGUCGGCGACCAUAGUUCCGACCAUAGUUACUACACCGAAGGCUUUGUGGCACAAUACUUUGGGCGUGUCAUGAAGGCUAUUGGGCAACAGCAGGGGCAGCCGGGAGCACGGCGUCACACUGCGACGGCAGAACGGCCUCCACUGGUUGAGAUAUGACGAUUGUCAUCAAAGUAGUGGACCUUCUGAGCCGGAUUCCCUGGAAAGGUUUUUCUUUCUUGGAUAGGCAUGGGAGUUUCGAGGUUCGAGGUACAAACGGGCUUCCUUGUUCGGCGGCAUCACCGGUGCAUGUGCAUAAACUCGGUAUGGUCUUGUAUUUGUUGUAUUGUUCUGCGUUUCAUUGCGUUGUCUAUAUUUCUUUUGAGCGACGAGCGUGAAGGGACUUGAAUGUGCACGAGGUGUGUAUGUUUGCUUCUGUGAGAUUGGUACCUGCAUGUUGGGGGGUUUUUCGCCGCAAGAAGCCGCGACAAACCUUUAAUGCGGUGGGCAUCUGGAGUUAUUGGGAUAGGGAUCAUGAUUCCGAGGACUGUUUACGCUCUGCAUUGGCAUACACCGUGGUGUGGUUGAUGUUCUCUUUGCUGCUCCUACACGCCUCUCAUUCAUAGGACUUCUGAAAACCGCGUUUCUGGUUGAUUAGGGUAGAUACCUGAUAGAAUGAUGGUCCAACAAGACACACAAUGCAUGAUACAUCAAGUGUACGAUGGGAAAAUCGACAUUAGUCGAAUCCACACUCCCCUCUCUCUCCGGUAGCGGUGCGUGGAGUGCUGCUGUGUAUAUGUGUAUAUAUAUGCAAUAAAUGGUACAUAUAUUCGAC